Messenger RNA from Parnassius apollo (apollo), 1455 nucleotides. The record is from the annotation of a GenBank genome assembly. Lineage: Eukaryota; Metazoa; Arthropoda; Insecta; Lepidoptera; Papilionidae.
AUGAGUUGGCAUGAAAAGAAAAUGUAUAUAGCUUCAAUGGUGGAUAAGACACCUACAACUAGAAAAACUAAGAACUCAAAUUCAAGGCGCAGUGACACCAAAGUUUACUAUUUAAAAGUAAACGAUAAAAAGGAAAGAGUUUGCUUAAAAACAUUUUUGGAAACAUUGGGCAUAAAAGAAUGGACAGUUCGAUAUUGGCUAGGAGAGAAGACGACUAUCGACAAUGAAUCUGAACCAAGUGCUGUAGUAGCCACAGAAACAAAAAAAGAAUCAGCCAGAAAAUACUUGAUGGCGCUACCGAAACUACCGUCUCAUUACUGUAGACAAUCUACUUCAAAGCUAUAUUUAGAACCCAUCAUACAAACAAAAUCACAAUUGUAUCGUCUAUAUGUAGACUACUCAGUUUCGCGAAAUGAACCUGUGGCCUCUAGGAAGGUAUUUGAAGGGGUUUUAUUCGAAGAGAACAUCAGUCUAUUUCAACCAAAGAAAGACGCAUGCGACCAGUGCUGCGCUCACAAAGCAGGUAACAUGUCAGAUGAGCAGUAUAUAAAACAUAUUGAGCUAAAAGACUUAGCUAGAAUUGAAAAAACCCUUGACAAAGAAGCAGCACGGAAAGGGACGAUACAUGCAUUAACAGCAGAUCUUCAAGCAGUCAAAUUGUGUCCUUCACUCAACGCCAGUGCACUAUAUUUUAAGACAAAACUUGCCGUCCACAACUUUACAAUUUACAACCUGGGAACUAAUGGAGUCGCGUGUUACUGGUUCGACGAGACGGCAUGCGACUUAAAAGCUACUACAUACGCAUCAUUUCUUGUAGAUUAUUUAACUAAAUUACUGGAAAAUGAUCCAAAGGAUGUAGUAUUGUUCACAGAUGGCUGCACAGCCCAGAAUAGGAAUAAUAUUGUGUCGAAUGCGUUGUUGCGUUUGGCCAUGGCCAAGAACAUAGUUAUAACUCAAAAAUACUUGGAAAAGGGCCACACUCAGAUGGAAGUCGAUUCGGUGCACUCGGUGAUCGAAAGAAAAUUGAAAAAUCGAGAAAUAUUUCUACCCUCACAAUACGCAACAAUCACGAAGGAGGCCAGAAAAGUGCCGAGUCCUUACCAGGUUAUUACUCCUGAUCAUACAUUUUUUAAAAACUUUGCUCAUAAAGAUCACCUCAUUUAUGAUUCAAUAAGACCUGGUCGUGGGGCGGGUGAUCGUGUCGUCAUGGACAUAAGGGCCGUAAGAUACAGUCCUAGUGGGACAAUUGAUUUUAAACUCCACUUUGUAGACGAUUUUGUUCCUUUACCUAGGAGACCAAAAAAGAUAUUAUCUGACUCUUUAAUUGAUUGCGUAGGUCCAUUGUAUGAAUCCAGACAACCAAUAUCCAAAACAAAGUAUGAUCACCUACAGGAAUUGAAGAGUGUCAUACCUAAAGACUGUCAUAGUUUUUAUGAUAAUUUACCUUUUAAAUAA